Striga hermonthica is the source of this 609-nucleotide messenger RNA. The record is from the annotation of a GenBank genome assembly. NCBI's taxonomy places the organism in Eukaryota, Viridiplantae, Streptophyta, Magnoliopsida, Lamiales, Orobanchaceae.
AUGAGCCCUCCUCAAAUUUCAAGCCCACCUCACCAAUACCCCCAAGAAAUCCAACUCAAGCUCUACCAAGCUUUCAUAUUCUCAAUCCCCAUCCUUUUCUCAAUCAUUCUUUUUCUCCUCUUCUAUCUGUUUUACCUCAAGAGACGAGCCUCCUCCGAGCGAUCGGCCCCACAUCUUCUCCCGAGGACAGUUAACGGCUCAGCUACAACAACAUCUCCUCAUGACCCGUGUUCGAAAAGUGAGCUGAAGACCAAGCUAUGCAGGAUUUCGUUCGAUGAUGAGUAUACCGAAACAAACGACUCCUUGUGUUGUGUUUGCUUAGGGGAAUUCGAGACGAAAGAAGAGCUAGUCCUAGUUGAAAAGUGCAAGCACGUGUUCCACGAGAGCUGCAUCCACCUUUGGCUCCACACGAACGCAACUUGUCCACUUUGCAGGGCCUCGGUUGGCUGUCAUACUAAUACUUAUCACAAAAACGUCGAGCCUCGAUUAUCUCACCAACAGCUGCCCGGAUACAGUGAAGCGGACCACACGCAGCAAAUGCAUUUGCCGCGUGGCGUAAGGAUUUCUUCAGAGGGGUCAGCCAGCACGAGUGGCGAUAUCGCGUGUUGA